Molecule: messenger RNA, 2883 nt
Organism: Myzus persicae (green peach aphid)
Lineage: Eukaryota; Metazoa; Arthropoda; Insecta; Hemiptera; Aphididae
Product: FK506-binding protein 5-like
Exons: 10
Coding region: 634-2709 (691 amino acids)
Biological process (GO): chromatin organization; regulation of DNA-templated transcription
Cellular component (GO): histone acetyltransferase complex; nucleus
Source: RefSeq, a predicted model, not a curated record
GCGGUCGUGCCCAUCUCCCCGCUUAAACAAUUUGACGUAGUGACGCACUCAAUAGUACUGACGCGAUCGGUCGCUGUAUUCGAUGCUUGAUAAUAUGUACAAUCACGAUGUGGACCAUCGCAUUUUUAUGUAUUUAUAUAUAUCAGUUCAAAUGGAUAAAUAUACGACGCUUCUUUUUAUGCAUACAAAAGUCGAAUACAUAAACAUAAUAAUACGUCUAUUAUUAUGUGCCUCAAAUUAUCGAGACCGAGUCCAUGCAUAGUAUAAUAAUACGAUCCAAGAGGACCACAGACAUAAAUAAUUCCCGUUAAUUGAAUAUUUUAAUCAUAAUAUGAUGUUCGAUGUUCAGUGUUCACAAAAUUAUAGGAUAAAUGUCAAGGACGUUGUAUAAGACGACGCCACCGGUUUAUAACGCCUUUGAGUACUACGCCGUAAGCACUGGCGAUGCGCUUAGUUGCACAUGCGCAAAACGGACGAUCGAUGCAGCCUACAUUGUUACAUUCCGUAACGCACCGCACGAGUAGACGACGCUACAGGCUGCGGCAACAGCAUCACGGCGAAGAACCACGAUGUCGGUGAUUGAAUAUUCAACAAUAUGUAUAAUACCGUGAAGACUAAAAACUAACGAGGAACAUGUCGAAAACCACCAAGGCUAAGGAAAAAGACGAAGAAUUCCAAUUUUCCGUCGGUGACAAAGUGUUUGCCUACUAUGACGGAUUACUUUAUGAAGCCAAGUGUACAAAAAGACGAGUGACGAAUGAUGGUUACCUUCAGUACUAUAUACAUUACAUAGGGUUCAAAGCUAAGUGGGAUGAGUGGACCGACCAGGAUGAGAUAUUAGAAAUAAAUGAAAUAAAUAUUGGUCACAAGGAAAGAUUAGUAUCUAAUCGUCGAGAAUGUAAGCGGUUGUUAAAGCGAUCUCAAAAAUCGCAAGACUCAAACGAUGCCGAAGAUGGUGCAUCAAAACCACCACCAAGAAAAAGAGGCAGGCCCAGAAAAAAUAUUGAAAAGCCUGCAAAAACAUCUGGAGAGGAUAAAAAAGAUCCAGUUGGAUAUGAAACAAUCCCAGUUGUGGAAGACAAAGAUAUCCCAGUGGUGGAAGAUAAAACAAUCUCAAUUGAAGAAGAUGAAGCAAUUCCAGCUGUAGAAAACAAAACCAUCCCAGUUGUGGAAAACAAUGCGAUCCCAAUUGAAGAAGACGAAGCAACCUCAUUUGUAGAAGACGAAGUCAUCCCACUUGUGGUAGACAAAGCAAUCCCAAUUGAAGAAGAUGAAUCAAUUCCAGCUAUAGAAAACAAAACCAUCCCAGUUGUGGAAAAUAAUGCAAUCCCAAUUGAAGAAGACGAAGCAACCUUAUCUGUAGAAGACGAAGUCAUCCCACUUGUGGAGGAAAAAGCAAUCCCAAUUGAAGAAGACGAAACAAUCUUAGAUGUAGAAGACGAAACAAUCUUAGCUGUAGAAGACCAAGUCAUCCCAGCUGUGGAAGACCAAGCAAUCCCAAUUGAAGAAGACGAAGUCAUCCCAGCUGUGGAAGACCAAGCAAUCCCAAUUGAAGAAGAUGAAGCCAUCCCAGCUGUAGAAGACGAAGUAUUUCCAGUUGUCGAAUACGAAGUCAUCUCAGUUGUGGAAGACAAAGUCAUCCCAAUUGAAAAAGACAAAGAUAUCCCAGUUGUGGAAAACAAUGCAACCCCAAUUGAAGAAGACGAAGCAGUCUCAGAUGCAGAAUACGAAAUCAUAAUAGUUGUGGAAGACGAUGAAAUCCCAAUUGAAGAAGACGAAGAAAUCUCAGCAGUAGAAGACGAGGUCAUCCCAGUUGUGGAAGAUAAAGCAUUUCCAAUUAAAGAAGGCAAAGCGAUCUCGGCUGUAGAAAAUGAAAUCAUCCCUGUUGUAGAAUUCGAAGAAAUUAGAAACAUAACGAUCUCAGAUUUCGAAAACGGGGGAAUCCCAGUUUUCGAAGACGGAGAAAUCCCGGGCUUAGAGGAUUUAGCUAUCCCAGCCUUGGAAGACACCGAAAUUGUAGCUUUAGAAGACAUAGAGAUCUCACCUUUAGAAGACAUAGCACUCCCAGCGAUAGAAGAUGAAGCAGCUGUUCAAGCUGUUGCUAAUAGUCAAUUAAACAUAAUUCCUCGUUCAAGGCUUCUUGCAAAUGAGUUGAGUAAAUUUGAAAUUCCACUUAUUUUGAAAGACGCCUUAGACUUCGAUCGCUCGGUUCACGAGACAGGCCACGUAAAAGUAACAGUAAAGUUUCCUGAGGAUAAUUUUGUGGCUGAAGUUUUGCAUAAGUUCACAAAAUCUUCGUAUUUUGUAGAUACCCAAAACAAAUAUUCAAUUAUGUUUCCAGUUACAUUAAUAGGAUAUUUUAAUUCAACAGUGCACACACACCUCAUAUUCAAGAGGGAGAUAAUAACACAAUUACAGAAUAAGGGGAUGGCACAUUUUCGACAAAGAAUGGCAAAUCGGCCAGACAUCUGCUAUGUAUAUAAAAAUCAACUAAAUCCAAAAAAAAUCUGGUGUUAUGUGUAUGGUCCCAUAUAUCUUCUAAGACUGAUUGUUCGACUGCCAAAAAUUGUGGUAUCUUACCCAUUGGAUCCUGAGUACGAAAUUGAUAGCUUUGUUCUUCAUAUCAAACAAUUGUGCCAGUUUUUGUUGGCGAAUUUUGAUAUGUUUUUCUCAAGCUAUGAUUACGUCUCAGACGAGGAAGAUGCAUAAAAUUACAAAUUGUUUAUAAUUUAGUUUUUAAGAAAAUCCUUGUACAUUACUACAUUGUUAACUAUUAAAUAUUAGUGUAUAUUGUUUUAUAACUUGUUAUCAACGCAUUGAGAUAAAUAAUGUUGUGUAAUAUAUUUUAUUAUUAUUUUAUAUAUUUAAUUUCUUGUUUAUGUG